AUGAAGUUUGGUAAGAACAUCCGCAAGGAGGCGUGGCAGUGCCAGCGGUUUCACUUUAUAGAUUAUAAAAAACUAAAAAAAAGAAUAAAUGCUGCUGCUGCUCUGCUGCGGGGCCGAGACUACAGUGGUUGUGUUUCUUGUCUUCGUCUUUUUUUCAUUGAUCUAGAGGAUGAGCUGGCGCUGGUGAGGGGGCAGUAUGCACAGGAGAUGCAGCAGCUGCAGCAGCAGCAGCAGCUGCUGCAGCACGAAUUCGAACGGCAGCAGCACGACCAAUAUGCACUGCAGCACCAAACGUAUCAGCAGCAGCAGCAGCAGCAGCAAGAGAAACAGCAGCAGCAGCAACACAAACCACACAACAAACACAUGGAGGAGGAAGAAGAUGACUUAGGGGCAGAGACGAACGCUGCUGCUGCUGCUGCUGCUGCUGCUGCUGGUAGUGCUGCUCGUACAGCAGCCCCGGCACGACCAUCUGCUGCAGGAGCAGCAGCAGCAGCAGCAGCAGCAACAGCAGCAGCAGCAACACGGUCCUGGGCUGCUGCACUGCAGCAGCUGCCCGAAGCAACACGCAGCAUGCUUGCUGCAUCGACCUCUCUUGAGGAGGCGCUGGAUGUGCUGCUGUCUGAGGGCUAUGCUGCUGCACCUGCUGCUGGCGAGAAAGCAGCAGCAGCAGCAGCAGCAGCAGCAGCAGCAACUGCAGCAACAGCAGGAACUCAGGCAGCAGCAGCAACGACGGAAUCUGAAGCAGCACCAAGGGCUGAGCGCACCCAGGGUACAGAUGUCUCAUCAGCAGCAGCAGCAGCAGCAACAGCAGCAGCAGCAACACAGACUGCUGCAGCAGCAGCAGCAGCAGAAGUUUCACCUGCAGCAGAGGCACCAUCUGCUGCCGCAGCACCAGAACUGCAGCAACAGCAGCAACUCAGGCAGCAGCAGCAACGACGGAAUCUGAAGCAGCACCAAGGGCUGAGCGCAGCCAGGGUACAGAUGUCUCAUCAGCAGCAGCAGCAGCAGCAACAGCAGCAGCAGCAACACAGACGGCUGCAGCAGCAGCAGCAGCAGAAGUUUCACCUGCAGCAGAGGCACCAUCUGCUGCCGCAGCACCAGACCCCGAACGAGCAGCAGCAGCAGCAGCAGCAGCAGGAUCAGCAGGAGCUCCCCUCCUUGAACCCACAGGAUUAUCAUCACCAUCAUCAGCAUCGUCAGCAGCAGCAGCAGCAGCAGCAGCAGCAGCAGCAGCAGCAGCAAGAGCUGGUUUCGACUCUUUAA
Messenger RNA from Eimeria mitis, 1263 nucleotides. RefSeq lists its product as uncharacterized. The coding region runs from base 1 to 1263 and encodes 420 amino acids. The record is from RefSeq and is a predicted model, not a curated record. The transcript has 2 exons. Lineage: Eukaryota; Apicomplexa; Conoidasida; Eucoccidiorida; Eimeriidae.